Molecule: messenger RNA, 807 nt
Organism: Penicillium cinerascens
Lineage: Eukaryota; Fungi; Ascomycota; Eurotiomycetes; Eurotiales; Aspergillaceae
Exons: 1
Coding region: 1-807 (268 amino acids)
Source: RefSeq, a predicted model, not a curated record
AUGCCAAAUGCUCCAUCGCAGCCUGCCGAUGGAGAUUUUGGAGACUAUCACGGCGAGAAUCUGACCAUUCGCACAUUGAUGGCAGUCUUUUUAGCAAUUGCAUCAUACAAUGCCUUCGAACUUUUCAUUCUUGUCUUUUCAUCUUUCUCUCAGUAUCGCGGACUUUACUUUUGGUCCCUUCUGCUCUCUGUCGUCCUCGGGGUCAUCCCGUAUGCCGUCGGUUAUCUCUUGGAUUCCUUUUAUCUGGCCCCGACAUGGCUAUCCCUGACACUCGCCACUAUCGGCCUCUAUGUCAUGGUCCCCGGUCAGUCGGUAGUGCUAUAUUCCCGCCUCCACCUGAUCGUUAGGAAUCCCAAGGUUCUCAAUUUCGUGCUUUGGCUCAUAAUACUCGACGCCAUCGUCCUCCUAGUACCAACGACGAUCUUGGUGUUCUCCACAGUGUACGUACCGACCAAACCGAUUAUCGACGGGUAUAAUGUGAUCGAGCGUAUGGAACUGGCUUGGUUUUGCACACAGGAAUUUGUCCUCACGAGCAUUUAUAUCUUUGAGACUGUGAAGUUGAUCAAGAUUUGGCCAGAAAGAGAGCAGCGGCGUAUCAAGAUAAUGUACGAGCUGCUCACCAUCAACUUUGUGAUCAUCCUUUUGGACAUCGCGCUUUUGGCCUUGGAGUAUCUGGGCUACUACUCGCUGCAAACAACCUUGAAGUCAAUGGUCUAUAGUAUCAAGCUGAAGUUGGAGUUCGGCGUGCUCGGCAAGCUCGUUUCCCUGGUGCAAACCCAUUGUUCGCAGCCUGUCAUUUGGAGCUAG